UCCAUCCAUGGCGUCUCCAUGCUUUCCCUCUCAAACUCUAAUUUUAAUCGGCCUGGUAUUCAGUCUUUCCACAUCAUGUGGCCACUGUUACUACCAGAAGGUCAUGAACCCAAUCGACGCCUGCUGGAGGUCAAAAUCCAACUGGGCCACUAACCGCCGCGCAUUGGCCGAUUGCGCCGUCGGGUUCGGAAGAAACGCCGUCGGAGGGAAGUUCGGAGCAACUUACGUCGUCACUGACCCGUCGGAUGAUCCAGCAAACCCUAAGCCCGGAACGCUCAGACAUGGCGUGAUCCAGGGGAAGCCAUUGUGGAUUGUGUUCGCAAGAAGUAUGGUAAUAAAAUUGAAGAACGAGCUGAUGAUCAAUAGCUACAAGACGAUUGAUGGACGGGGAGCCAAAGUGGAGAUUGGUUAUGGUCCCUGCAUCACAAUACAGCACGUGAGCCAUAUCAUCGUACACGGGAUCAGCAUUCAUGACUGUAAGCCUGGAAAGUCUGGGCUCGUACGGGAUAGCCUCGUCCACGUCGGACAUCGGAAAGGAUCCGACGGAGAUGCUAUCGUUGUUUUCGAUUCUUCCGAUGUGUGGAUAGAUCAUUGCUCGUUGUCGCGUGCUUCGGACGGGCUAAUCGAUGUCAUUCAUGGCUCUACUGGCAUCACAAUUUCGAAUAGCUUCUUCUCUUAUCACGAUAAAGUUAUGUUGUUCGGACACGAUGACAAGAAUAUGGAGGACAAGAACAUCAAAGUCACAGUGGCGUUCAACCAUUUCGGGCCUGGUUUGGUUCAGAGAAUGCCUAGGCUGAGGCUAGGGUAUGCUCAUGUAGCUAACAACAGAUACGAGCAGUGGAUGAUGUACGCCAUUGGCGGGAGUGCUAAUCCAACCAUCUUCAGUGAAGGCAACUAUUUCGCAGCACCAAACAAUCAUGACCUCAAACAAGUUACAAAGAGGGAGCCUAACAGGAAUGGGUGGGAGAGCUGGAAAUGGAGAUCAUCGAGGGACAAGUUUGUAAACGGGGCGUAUUUUGUGCAGUCAGGAUAUGGCAGCAUAUCUCCAGGCUACUCUAAAACGCAGUCGUUUAAGGUCGCUGAUGGAUCCAUGGUGCCUCUUCUCACCUCUGAUGCUGGCCCUUUAACCUGCACUCCUUAUAAACCCUGCACUUGACUUGAGCUUGACUUCUUCACACUACCUUUUUUUUUUUCUUUGUUUUUGUCUCAAAUGGUGGUGUAGAUUUCCCUUCAUCUAACGGGCAACCCAUAGAUGGGAUAGAUGUAAUAUUUUCUUUUUCAUUUUAUUUUGUCUUCGUCGAAUGGUUGGGAUAUUGGAAUGCAAGAAUCUAUGUUGAAUAGGCCAUAUUAAAUUUAAAUAUAAAAUAACUUUAAAGAAAAUAUUGAAAUAA
Molecule: messenger RNA, 1391 nt
Organism: Andrographis paniculata
Lineage: Eukaryota; Viridiplantae; Streptophyta; Magnoliopsida; Lamiales; Acanthaceae
Product: putative pectate lyase 2
Exons: 4
Coding region: 8-1156 (382 amino acids)
Molecular function (GO): pectate lyase activity
Source: RefSeq, a predicted model, not a curated record